This is a messenger RNA of Monascus purpureus, 219 nucleotides long. Lineage: Eukaryota; Fungi; Ascomycota; Eurotiomycetes; Eurotiales; Aspergillaceae. The record is from the annotation of a GenBank genome assembly.
AUGUCUGACCUCUCCAAUCCCAGCAUUCCCCUGCGGAGCACGCCGCAAUGGGGAUCGUAUCAGCGAGAGAACUUUUGGAAGGUGAACGAAAGCGAAGUGCCGCCUUUCAACACAGAUCUCGCAGACCCUGAGAAACUGGAAGAGAGGGCGAGGGAGAGAUUGGGGGAGGCUGGAUGGCACGUUCUCCGCCGCUCUUCUGUGAAGCUAUCUAUACCUUAA